UAUUUUUAUUUUUUAUAUAUUUUUUUUUUAAAAAAAAAAGAAAAAAGAAAAAUGGUUACUCAAUUUUUUUCGAAAUUAAGUCAAAAUUACAUUGAAUUAUUAAAAGAUGAUGAAUACUAUGAUAUCACUAUUGAAGUUGGUGAAGAUCCUAACGUAAAAAUAUUUCGUGCUCAUAUGAAUAUUUUGUGUUACCGUUCUCCAUAUUUACGACGAAUAUUAAAGUCUAACAAAAAGAACAAUGAUAACGGUUUAGUCCAUAUUAAAUUAUCAAAUACAUCACCGGAAACCUUUCAAAUUAUAUUAGAGUAAGUUAAAUAUUAUGAUAUGCAUAAUUUUAAUAAUCAAAUUAUAACUUUAUUUUUAUAAUAGGUAUAUUUAUGGUGGUAUUCUUUCAUUGGAUAAAAAAGACACAUCAGACCUUGAAGUUUUGGCUACUGCAGAUAAGCUUAAU
This is a messenger RNA of Rhizophagus irregularis DAOM 181602=DAOM 197198, 451 nucleotides long. NCBI's taxonomy places the organism in Eukaryota, Fungi, Glomeromycota, Glomeromycetes, Glomerales, Glomeraceae. The record is from RefSeq and is a predicted model, not a curated record.